AUGACGGUUUCUGUACGGGGCGAAUCUAGCCCGCGCACAUAUUCAGACGUUAUAUCGACUAUCCCUCUGCCGGGCCUGCAGACGAUUGAUCUUUCCGGUGCUGGUUUCGACUUAAUGCAGAGAAAUGCGUUGCAUAAGCUGCAGUACGGUCCUUCGACCAAGGUUGGAGGUCAGUCAUUCACUGAACUUCCCAUUCGAAUUAUUGUUUACCCCCUUACGGAGUUGAUUCUAAUUUACCGUCCACGGUGCUUAUCGCGAGCUACUGUUGGACAAAUGACGCAGAACGCUUGGGAUUACUCAUCAACACCGGUAAAACAGAGUCCAACGAGCAACUGAAGGAACUCGUGCUGCCCAAUCUCGCAGAACUGCACAACCUCACAAUUUCUUGUCGGGUCAGCAUGUGGAC
Messenger RNA from Suillus paluster, 406 nucleotides. RefSeq lists its product as uncharacterized. The record is from RefSeq and is a predicted model, not a curated record. Lineage: Eukaryota; Fungi; Basidiomycota; Agaricomycetes; Boletales; Suillaceae. The annotation marks the transcript as partial. The transcript has 2 exons.